AUGAUAUUAAUGGGAUCGUAUGGUAGAACUGGAAGAAGGCGUAAGCGUAAAAGGGACGGUGAUCAUCGAAGGGAAUUUGGUGCAGCUGUGUUUGAACAAGGCUAUAUUGAACUCCUAAAGUGGGCGAAACGAAAUGGCAUCUCCUUCGGUAAACUUCGUCCAGCGUACUUUCGACAGACAGGAAGAGGUUUGAUGACUUGUAGAAAGCUUUCAAAAGGCGAUUUAGUGAUAUCUGUUCCAGAGAAAAUGUUAAUUACGACAAAAACAGCGGAAAGGAGCCAGAUUGUGAAAACGUUCAUCAAACUACAACCGAAGUAUUCCCUGACAGCGAUUCAGAUUUUAUGCAUUUUUAUCUUGUAUGAAAAAUUCCAGGGAGGAAGCUCUUUCUGGUACCCUUACAUUAGAACAUUACCCACAUCUUUUAACACUCCUGCUUACUUCAAAGCAGAAGAGCUUAGUGCUUUGCCGUCUAGUUUACAGCAACAGUGUGUUACCCAGAUCAAAACUGUGCGUGAAUCUUUUGAAGAGCUGAAAAGAUAUGUUGAAAAUGAUUCAACUAUGCUGGAUAAAGCAUUUUUGGAUUUCUUGACUUUUGAUGAGUUCAGAUGGGCGUGGUUUGUAGUUAACACAAGGUCUGUGUUCAAAGCCAACUGCAUCGAUUUGUUACCAGGCAGCAGGUUGCAGACACAGGAUAACUAUGCCCUUGCCCCAGUUCUUGAUUUGCUGAACCAUAAUGACACAACAGAGGUAUAUAGAUUUCUACUAAUUAACAAUUUAACAAUGGUAAUGAUGAUGAUAAUGACAAAGACAAUAGACACAAUGAAAAUAACCCUUCCCACUUGUACACCAAAUCAUCAUCUUCAACACUGUAAGCAGUAACAGCAUUAUGAUCUUGUCAUCUUCAUGAUCAAGUCCAAGAAUGUAACCUUAGCGUCUGAGUAUUUUUUUUGAAAAUUCGGCCAUUUUGAUAGUAGCCCCUUUCAGUAAUUUUGCAAACCUGAGUGGAAAAAUCUUGAAGCCUAUCCAGUGUGUAUUACAGCUAAACACCCCUUCAGCAUCUGUGAUCACCAUCAUCAUAAGCAGUAUCAGUUACUGUAGGAUUAUUACUCUCAUAAUUACACCUUUAUCAUCAGCAUUAUUAUUCUCAUUAUUGUCAUCCCCGAUGUAAUUGUUCUGUAGUUCACUAUCAUCACUAUCAUCAUUUUAUUCACCUUUUACCAGUGUUGGUACUCAUCCCAUUAAUUUCCCCUGGUCAAACUUCUUUCAGUCACCUUAGAUUUUAUCGUUUGUUCUUGCUGACAUAAAUAAUAGGGUAGAUUAAAACUCUUUCAGGAAUAUCAAAAUUGUUUUGUAGGUCCAAGCUGGAUUCAACCAAGAAAGUAAACAUUAUGAAAUUUGCACUUUUACACCCUACAAGAAAGGAAUGCAGGUUUUUAUUAACUAUGGGCCCCACGAUAACAGAAAACUGCUUUUAGAAUAUGGUUUUAUUUUGCCACAUAACUUGCACAAUACUGUUGCUUUCUCUGAAGAUCUAAUUUACUCAGUUGUUCUACCUGAUAUCUUUGGUAUUUCAAGAAAGAAGAGGGAAAUAAUUGCCGUUAACGAGCUACACAAGGACUUAUGUUGUUCUGAGGGAAGUGGUUUGUCAUGGAAUCUACUUGUCUUGUUGAGGGUUCUCGCAAUGAAGGAGGACCACUUCAAAAGACAUUGGCAAAGAGUCUUGACUGGUGAAUUUCUUGGGGAAGAUGUUGAAAAUAGAGUUUCACAAUGGAGACAAAACUUAAUUGAAAGGGUUCUAAUAUCUUAUGAGUUAGAUGAAAAAAAUAUUGCUAAAUUCUUGAGUUCAGAUAUCCAACGAUCUGAAAAUGCAAAGUUGGCCUUGAGCUUAAGAAACCAAGAGAAACACAUCCUUCAAAAUGCCUUGGACCUGCUGAAGAUUUCUUGA
Molecule: messenger RNA, 1945 nt
Organism: Pocillopora meandrina
Lineage: Eukaryota; Metazoa; Cnidaria; Anthozoa; Scleractinia; Pocilloporidae
Source: the annotation of a GenBank genome assembly